AUGACAGGAAAAGCCAUGGCAGUACCUGCAACACUGAUGGUGGCACCCAGCGAUAGGGUGAAAAUGGUGGAAAUGCAUCCAAAGGAGCCAUUAUUUCUUUGUUCUCUAUACUCUGGGUUGAUUAACCUGUGGAAUCUUGAAACCCAAGUGCUCCUCAAGUCAUUUGACACUGGUACAGGAUUACCAGUGCGUUGUGUACGUUUCAUCCCACGCCUUCAGUCGUUUGUUUGUGGUACUGAUGACAUGAUGCUUCGCCUCUUCAACUACAAUACAAUGGAGAAAACCAAAACAUUUCAAGCACAUGAUGAUUACAUCCGAGGCAUCGCAGUACAUGAACAUUUACCAAUUGUUUUGACAUGCUCUGAUGAUAUGACGAUACGAGAAUGGGAUUGGAGCAAAAACUGGGCGCUUGUAAAUACUCAUGAGGGUCAUUUACAUUAUGUUAUGGCUAUUGCUUUUAACCCAAAGGAUCCAUCGACCUUCGCGACAGCCUCGUUAGACUGUACAGUAAAGGUAUGGAGUAUAAACAGUCCAGUACCGAACUUUCAGCUUGAGGGACAUGAGGAUGGUGUGAAUUGCGUGGAUUAUUAUCCUGGUGGUGAUAAGCCAUACCUUCUCAGUGGCGCUGAUGACCAAACUGUACGUCUUUGGGACUAUCAAACGAGAGCAUGCUUACAGGUUUUUACCCACCAUACGGCAAACGUUACGGCUGUAUUAUUUCACCCAAGCCAACCUCUGCUUUUUACAUUAGCGGAAGAUAUGGAGAUGAAAAUUAUUGCAUCUGACACGCAACGACUUUUGCUUAGCGUGGAUCAUUCUCGCAUGAAUCGCGGGUGGUCAAUGGCGGCAAAGCGUUAUGCAAACGUUUUGGUGGUUGGUUAUGAUGGUGGUACAGUUCUGUACAAGGUGGGCGAAGACAGACCUGUGUAUUCAAUGGACCCUAGUGGAAAGAUCCUUGUGGUUGUUGGUAAUGAAGUUACUCGUAUUGAUGCAAAAGGUAUUCCUGCAGAUAUGGCUGAUGGUGAUGUUCUAACUCUUCCGACGAAAGAUAUGGGUGCUCUUGAGAUGUCACCUUCUGCUAUUUUGCAUGGACCAAGUGGACAGUUUAUCGCUGUUCUUGGAGAGAAUGACUACACAAUUCUUUCUUCACUCUCUAUGAGACCUAAGUCAUAUGGUAAAUGUAUUUCUUUUGUAUGGGGCCCUGAAAAUGGCUCUUUUGCCGUUUUGGAGACUGCCAUGACACUAAAAGUCUACAAAAACUUUAAAGAACGCACCACUAUAAAUCUUAAUGAGACUGCAGAGAAACUAUUUGGUGGUCCUCUUUUUGGUAUCUGCACAUCUUCCAGUAUUACUUUUUACGAUUGGGCAACGUUAAGCUUUAUCCGGCAAAUUGAUGAAUGUCCAAAGAUGGUGCAGUGGAGUGACAAUGGUGAAAUGCUUGCCAUAGUUUCCACAACAGCAUUUUUUACGCUUCGUUUUAAUAGUGAAGCAGUGGUAGAAUACCUUGAAACACAUGAUGGUACACCAGAAGAAGGUCUCGACUUUGCCUUUGAAAUUGUAGAGGAAGUGGGAGAAAGUGUGAAAGAGGUUUUGUGGGUCGGUGAAUGUCUUGUAUUUGUUAACCAGGCGCAUCGUCUGAAUUAUUAUAUUGGUGGUGAGACAAAUAACAUUGGUGUUUUGUCACGGAAUCAAUACCUUCUGGGAUAUUUACCAAAAGAAAAUCGAAUUUUGUGUAUUGAUAAAGAAAAGAAUAUUACAAGCUAUACUCUACGUGCUAAUGUUAUUGAAUAUAUGAGUGCUAUUGUCCGUGAAGAUUUUGCCGCCGCCGAUGAGCUUCUACCAUCUAUCGAUAUGAGUGAAAGACUGCGACUUGCACAAUUUUUACAGGCUAAAAAUUAUCUUGAGAGAGCUUUAGAAGUCACCACAGAGGAAGAACAUCGUUUUGAUCUGGCAGUGCGAUUAGGUAGAUUGUCGCUUGCAAAAGAAAUUGCUGAACAGUGCCCAACGAUGGGACGUUGGAAACAGGUUGCUGACUUGGCACUGGAGAAGGGUAUGCUAAAACUGGCAGAGGAAGCGCUUCUUAAUUGCAGCGAUAGCAGUGGUUUACUACUAUUGUACUCUUGUAUGGGUGAUGUGAACGCAAUAUCAAAGCUUGGUGACGUAUGCGUUUCAAACGGGAAGGGAAAUAUCGCGUUCACAUGUUUCCAUCUAUCGGGAAGGUACGCUGAUAAUGUGGAGUUGCUGUGCCGUGCCGGUCAGGUUGGCGAAGCUGCAUUCUACGCCCGUACAUACUGCCAUAGCAAAGUGGAAGAGGUUGUGGCAAAGUGGAAAGUUGCUCUUGCCAAUCUGCCACGUGUACGUGAGGCUAUCGCAAACCCGGCAGCAUAUCCGAAUCUAUUCCCAAAUAUGCGAGAAUUAGCGGUAGCAGCAUCAGCAACGCCAGCAACAACGACUACAACAGUCACUUCAUCAACAAUGGAACAUACUCCACUGCGAGGUCACACUGAGGGACAUCAAGGGGUAAGACAGCAUGAAGAAACAGAGCAGGAUGAACACCACCAUCAACAACAACAACAACGGCUAGAGGAAAAAACUACCGGAAAAAAACAGGAAGAGGUUGAUGCCGCAGCUGCUUUCCUGGAGUCUCCGCAACCAACAAAGCCAUCUGCAGUCCUCUCUGCUAAUGACGGAAUGAAUUCACCUGUUAACGUGCACCAGACGGUAUCUGCUACAAGUAUGAAUUCACCUGGCGAAUUACUUGCUGCUCCACCCCCUUCUUUGGCACGAGAAGCCGAUGUGGAGGGUACGCCAGGGGACCCCCAAACCAAUAGCAAUGAUGCUGCUGGCAUCGAUGACGACGAAUGGGCUUAA
Molecule: messenger RNA, 2871 nt
Organism: Trypanosoma theileri
Lineage: Eukaryota; Euglenozoa; Kinetoplastea; Trypanosomatida; Trypanosomatidae
Product: putative beta prime cop protein
Exons: 1
Coding region: 1-2871 (956 amino acids)
Biological process (GO): intra-Golgi vesicle-mediated transport; retrograde vesicle-mediated transport, Golgi to endoplasmic reticulum; intracellular protein transport
Cellular component (GO): COPI vesicle coat
Molecular function (GO): protein binding; structural molecule activity
Source: RefSeq, a predicted model, not a curated record